GAAUUCUUAACGGAAAAAGAGAAGAUCUCUCUCCAUCUCCAGUUGUACUCAGGCCAUGGGUUCUCAGUUGGAGGAGAGAUUCCACUUGGAAGAAGGGUUUCUAGAGAAUCAAAAUAGAGGAUUGUACACAGGAGAUGGAUCAGUUGAUAUCAAUGGAAAUCGAAUCCUAAAAACAAACACUGGAAACUGGAAAGCAUGCCCCUUCAUCUUAGGUACCGAAUGCUCUGAGCGGUUGGCCUACUAUGGUAUUGCUAAAAAUCUUGUUACUUAUCUCACCCACAAACUACAUGAGGGAAAUGUCUCUGCUGCCAGAAAUGUUAACACUUGGCAAGGCACUUGCUAUAUCACACCCCUCAUUGGAGCCUUUUUGGCUGAUGCUUAUUGGGGAAGAUACUGGACAGUUGCAGUUUUCUCCACAAUUUACUUCAUUGGAAUGAGUACAUUGACUCUGUCAGCAUCAGUUUUCAAGCCUCCUGAUUGUGUGGGGUUUGUUUGCCCACCUGCAACUCCAGCUGAGCAGGCCAUAUUCUUUUUUGGUCUCUAUCUGAUUGCGCUGGGCACUGGUGGGAUAAAGCCUUGUGUUUCAUCAUUUGGAGCAGAUCAAUUUGAUGAUACUGAUCCAGUCGAAAGAUUAAAGAAAGGAUCUUUCUUCAAUUGGUUUUAUUUUUCUAUCAACAUUGGUUCUCUCAUAUCAAGUAGUUUCAUUGUGUGGAUUCAAGACAAUGCGGGCUGGGGUCUGGGAUUUGGCAUUCCCACAUUGUUUAUGGCCAUUGCAAUUGCAAGUUUCUUUUUGGGCACUCCCCUUUAUAGAUUCCAGAAACCUGGAGGGAGUCCUUUAGUGAGAAUGUGCCAGGUCUUAGUCUCAUCUUUACGUAAGUGGAAUUUGGAGGUCCCUUGUGACAGUAGUCUCCUGUAUGAGUUACCAGACAAAAGCUCUGCUAUUGAAGGGAGUCGGAAACUUGAGCAUAGUGAUAAACUGAAGUUCCUUGAUAAAGCUGCUGUGCUGUCGGACAGAAACGUUAACAGUGAGGACUUCUCCAAUCCAUGGAGGCUCUGCACGGUUACACAAGUGGAGGAGCUGAAGCUACUGAUAGGCAUAAUUCCUAUCUGGGCCACUAGCAUAGUCUUCUCCACUGUUUACGCUCAGAUGUCCACCAUGUUUGUGGAACAAGGGAUGGUUAUGGAUAGAACUCUUGGUUCCUUUACCAUUCCUGCUGCGUCUCUUUCAACUUCAGAUGUUAUCAGUGUCAUCAUAUGGGUCCCCAUCUAUGAAAAAUUCCUUGUCCCAAUCGCAAGAAAGUUCACAGGCAAGGAGAGAGGCUUCUCUGAAUUGCAACGGAUGGGUAUUGGCCUCUUCUUGUCAAUAUUAGCCAUGACAGCAGCUGCUAUGGUUGAGCAUAAGAGGUUGGAGGUUGCCAUAGCAUUUGAUUUGGUUGAUCAUAGGGUUACGGUACCUGUCAGUAUCUUCUGGCAAAUACCUCAAUAUUUCUUGGUGGGGGCAGCGGAAGUCUUUACCUUCAUAGGACAGCUCGAGUUCUUCUAUGAUCAAUCACCCGAUGCCAUGCGGAGUUUAUGUAGUGCAUUGUCACUUCUGACGACUGCAUUGGGGAAUUACCUAAGCUCCCUAAUUUUGACCAUUGUGACAACUGUAACAACUAGAGAUGGAAAGCCAGGAUGGAUACCUGAUAACUUAAAUGAGGGGCAUCUUGAUUAUUAUUUCUGGCUGUUGGCUUGUCUUAGCUUUUUUAACCUUCUACUUUAUGUAUUUUGUGCUUCAAGAUAUAAAUCCAAGAAAGCCUCUUAGUGGUUUACUUUUCCAGGAUUCUGGAGAUCAAUCUGAAAAUAUUUCUAAAGCAUGCCCUAAUGAAUAAAGUGUAUAUAGUCUUUAUCAGUUUCAACUUCCAUCCAGCUGAAAUGUGUAUUUAUUAUUCUUUGACUUAUGGCCUAAGUAUGUGAUUUCCUGAUUUUGUUUGU
Messenger RNA from Telopea speciosissima, 1974 nucleotides. RefSeq names its product protein NRT1/ PTR FAMILY 8.3-like. Gene Ontology annotation, biological process: transmembrane transport; oligopeptide transport. The transcript has 5 exons. NCBI's taxonomy places the organism in Eukaryota, Viridiplantae, Streptophyta, Magnoliopsida, Proteales, Proteaceae. Gene Ontology annotation, molecular function: transmembrane transporter activity. The coding region runs from base 56 to 1804 and encodes 582 amino acids. The record is from RefSeq and is a predicted model, not a curated record. Gene Ontology annotation, cellular component: membrane.